CAUUGCGACCAGCACGACUACUGUGUCGACCAUAUUCACGGACAGUACCGUGACAGACACUUUGACUACUACAUCAACCGUCACAUCGAUCAUCACAGAGUCACCUACGACCACCGUCAUAAGCAUUAGCACUAUCUCAGAAACGUCGACUUCUACCUCUAGCGUGAUCGUUGCUGCACCCAGCGGCUUCCAAUCCAUCUCCGACACAUCUGGAGACAGCACCUUGGCCAAGCGAGAGAUCUUUCAUCCGCAUGGGCUUAGAUCUCGGGCAGUUUCAAAUCAGCUGCCAUUCAGCCCGAAGAAGCAAUCAUUUCCUUUCUCGGUUACCUGUGAGUACUUGUGUCAUUGUUAAAUAUGCGACAAUUUCCAUGCUCAUGGUGCUAACGUUUGAAACAGGCAAAGCAGUCGUUCAAGUCCGCUACACCGAUGUCAUCGUCCUGGUUUCGCCCAAGACUACAACAAUUACUGCACCCACGCCUGUCGUCACCUCCACAACUACAAUUACCUCCACGAGCACCAUCACGGUUGCCCCUCCGCACAUCACAAAUACAGAGACUGACUUCACCACCACCUCGACGACCACAACUUCGAGUCAAACUACCACAUCGAUCACCUCGACGACCGAGACCAUUACCGUCCAAGCGAGCACUACCGUCUAUGCCGCUUGUGCUACCGCCAACCUUCUCGGUCCCAAGAUCACUGGAGGCGACAUAAUCGAUGUGGCUUACUAUAAUCCUGGCUCAGGCAACCCUCAGCUCAACACAGGUAUAACCGACGCCUAUGACUGCUGUGUCGCUUGCUUACUAGACGGAUCCUGUGGCAUCAGCUUAUUUGAUCCCAACGUUGGCUGCAGUUAUCUCAAUGGGAUGACCUGUUCAGCGGGCCAAGCAUCGAAUCCCGCUGGAAACCUCAAUAUCAGGCACCAACCGGCUGGACAGAACUCUGGCUCUUCUGUAGUCUCUAACGGUCCUUGCGGCGUGGCUACUGAUGGCGGUCAGGGUUGAGCAAUGUCUGUUUCUGCAUUUCCAUGCGAUUGGCUUGAUUUGCCGGAAACAUCGAUCUGGUGCGCAUGACAUAGGUUCGGAAUAGACAGCUGGUCACACCCAAUUCAUUCAUCCACAAUUCGAUCAUAUCUGUGAUUCAUAUCUGAGAUCCGCUUCUUCUUUCCACGGCUCCUAACAUGACUGCGAAAGCGUAAGAUAAUUUUUUGGGGACUGCACCUACGGCCAAACUGAGUAAGUGUAAGCAUCACUCUGAACGGAAACGUGUCUGAUCAUCAAAAACAUCAGGCCUCCCAAGGUAUGAAUACAUGAAAAUAAAUCCCAGUAGGCUGAGCGUCCCUUCUCGAAAAGAAAAAACAGUAGA
Messenger RNA from Aureobasidium pullulans EXF-150, 1365 nucleotides. RefSeq lists its product as uncharacterized. Lineage: Eukaryota; Fungi; Ascomycota; Dothideomycetes; Dothideales; Saccotheciaceae. The record is from RefSeq and is a predicted model, not a curated record. The coding region runs from base 252 to 1004 and encodes 250 amino acids. The transcript has a single exon.